Molecule: messenger RNA, 2539 nt
Organism: Anopheles funestus (African malaria mosquito)
Lineage: Eukaryota; Metazoa; Arthropoda; Insecta; Diptera; Culicidae
Gene: ZnT86D
Product: zinc transporter 7
Exons: 3
Coding region: 616-1749 (377 amino acids)
Biological process (GO): transmembrane transport; zinc ion transport; intracellular zinc ion homeostasis
Cellular component (GO): membrane; Golgi apparatus
Molecular function (GO): zinc ion transmembrane transporter activity
Source: RefSeq, a predicted model, not a curated record
CGCUCAAAUCCGAGCUCCAAUCUCAGCGUUCGUUAUCGAAGCGUUCGCAAUCUAAAAUAAUAGUAAAUUAAAUGGAAGAUAAUCACAAGUCGUGUGAUGCGUUCGAUAUUUUUGUGCGGAUCAUCAUUAUGGAAACAAAUGGUUAGAAACGAUACAUGCUGAAACAGUUGAAGAAGGAUUUUGUCGCUAUCGCCGCAAAGUGUGUACAUCCCCAAACACAGCUGUCAUAUCAGCUCGGGUGUCGUGUCAACACCGUGUACAAAAAAAAAUUCUACACCGCUCGGAGUGCAAUUACGGGUGCUCGACCUACCGACAAACUGAGUCCAAAAAGUGAAACAAAUUUAAAAAAUGUCUUUCGAACGAUGCUGAUCUUUGCAGCACACUUCAACCGUGUCCAAUACGGAUCGAAAAGCUUAUCUGCAACAUAGGCAUAGAAUUCCCCCUGCCGAUAGAUCGCUGCAGUAGGUACCGUGCACCACUCCUCGUGCGAACUACAUCGAGUUGAUUUCGACCAAUUCAUUCCUUUCCCCGAUUGCCUACGCGCUGCGUCAGUACCUAAAGGUUUUCCUAAGGUUUUCCUUAUCAGCGUUGUGUACGAAAAAAAACGUCUUCACGAUGCUGCCAUUAACGCAUAAGGAUUCACGUGGAUUUGGCUAUCGGAUACGUGAAAAGUUCAACAGUCUGAGCCGGCUCAUUCUGUCGGAUCGCAAUUCGCGAAAUUUGUUUUUCUUCCUACUGCUUAAUCUAAGUUUUGCCUUUGUUGAGCUAAUGUACGGCAUAUGGACGAACAGUUUAGGUUUGAUCUCGGAUUCGUUCCACAUGUUCUUCGACUGUACCGGAUUGUUGGCCGGAUUGGCUGCGUCCGUUAUAACAAAGUGGCGGGCGAAUGAAAAAUAUUCGUACGGAUACGUUCGUGCGGAAGUGCUUGCUGGCUUUGUAAACAGUCUCUUUCUACUGUUUAUCGCAUUCUUCAUCAUGUCGGAGGCAGUGGAACGUGCCAUCGAACCGCCGGAAGUGAAACACGAACGAUUGUUCGUCGUUUCGGUGCUCGGGUUGCUGGUGAAUCUGGUCGGUAUCUAUGCAUUCCAACACGGUGGCCAUGGACAUUCGCAUGGAGGUGGCGGUGGUCAUGGCCAUUCACACGGAGGUGGUGGCGGAAGUCACGGACAUUCCCACGGCGGAGGAAUAAAUCAUCACAGCCACGAUACUCAUCAUCUACUGUCGAACCAUAACGAUCACCAUGGGCAUUCGCAUGGUGCAGGCGAUCAUCAUCAUAGCCAUGGUAGUGGUGAGAUUAUUUCGACCAACUCUCAGAUUAUGCGAGGAGUCUUCCUGCACAUCCUGGCCGAUACGCUCGGUUCGGUAGGUGUUAUUAUAUCGGCUGUGUUGAUGCAGGUGUUUGGCUGGAUGCGAGCCGAUCCCAUUUGCAGCAUGUUCAUUGCGCUAACGAUCGGGCUCAGUACGCUGUCGUUGAUCAAGGAAUCGGUCAUGGUGCUGAUGCAGCGUCAACCGGUAGCACUGGAUCGAUUACUGCCGUCCUGCUAUCAGAAGGUGACCGGUCUGGCUGGUGUGUACAGCGUACAGGAGCCACAUUUUUGGACCCUCUGCACCGACGUGUACGUAGGUGUCAUCAAGCUGGAGGUAUCGAAAAACGUUGAUCCCAAGUACGUGGUACAGCACACGCGCAUGAUCUUCGAAGCGAUAGGCGUGCGGCAGAUGAACAUUCAGCUAGACUAUACUGCAAUGUGAUAAACCCGCGUAGUUGGAGCUGUGAAAUGGGGCUGAGAUACACGUUCCGAUCAAUUGUCGUGCAUGUUGUUGUUUCAGGUUGUUUUCUUGACCCAAAACCAACACCACUAAUCUGCUGUGGUAACACUGUUUUCUACCUCUAUGCUACUCCCUACCGGCUAGAGAUUUUCACGUUUUCGUAUCAGUUUUAUUUCAUAGGCACCACCUAGUGGGAGAAGUAUUGCUUACAAACAUUUCAGACGUACGAAUUAGAAUAGAACCUAAGUUUUGUUUUAUGAAGCACACCUUACCUACUUACUGUUUUUUUUCCGUUAGGCAUUGUUUAGUCCUCUUUUGGGCGAUACAGUCUGUGCUCAUGGUUCAUAGGAUUACAUUUAAAUAAGCCAAAUCAAAUAAGAGUGGCUCGGUUCUUUCCUAACAGUCAACGAUUCGUGUGCGUGAAUCUUUGAACGUAGACGAAUUAAGUAUAAAAUGUUAAACAUAUGGUAUCAUACCCGUUCUGCGCUAUAGAAGCGCAAGCUCCCCAUGCAGGAAGAACUGAAGUGCUGUAAGGGCAUACAAUGUAGUAAGAUUUAUUUCCAAGGGAUCGUGAAUGCAUCGUUCAUGUUGUAAUAGGAUAUUCGUAAUUAAGGGGACAUAUUUGCAAGAAAAGAACAACCACAAGAACAGUUGCUGAAUCAACAAACAAAUGGAAAGGGUAAAGCACGAUGCAAUGCAUUUGAUUUUACAAUGCCUACGUAUUUGUAGGUUGGAUGAAUGCUGGAAGAAAAAUACAAUUCUGUUAACGAUA